GCCUCCCCGGGGCAGGAGGGAGGGACGGAGCAGAGGAGCCGAGCCGAGCCCGCCGCCAGUCCUUCCGUCCGUGCGGCUCCGUCCCGGCUUUGUUGUGCUCGGGYCCGGGGGCGGGGAAGCGGAGGGAAGCGGAGGGAAGCGGGGAAGGCUCCGCUCCUCCUCCGCGGCCCCGGCCCCGCUCAUGGCGACGCUGGGCACAUCCGGGCCUCUCCUCCUUCUCCUCCUCCUCCGGCGGCCGCCGCUGCCCUGAGCGCCCGGCCCGGCUCCAUUCGCGCCUCCCCCGAGCCCUUGGCGGAGCAGCGGCGGGGGAGCCCCGGCCGGGGCCAUGUCCAACCCGGGGGCCCGGCGGAACGGGCCCGUCAAGCUGCGGCUGACAGUACUGUGUGCAAAAAACUUGGUGAAAAAGGAUUUUUUCCGACUUCCUGAUCCCUUUGCUAAGGUUGUGGUGGACGGAUCUGGCCAAUGCCAUUCUACAGAUACUGUGAAGAAUACACUUGAUCCAAAAUGGAAUCAGCAUUAUGACCUAUAUAUUGGGAAGUCGGACUCAAUAACAAUCAGCGUGUGGAAUCACAAGAAAAUUCAUAAAAAGCAGGGAGCUGGUUUUCUGGGUUGUGUGAGACUCCUUUCCAACGCAAUCAACCGCCUUAAAGACACUGGUUAUCAGAGGUUGGAUCUGUGCAAGCUUGGGCCAAAUGACAAUGACACUGUUAGAGGACAGAUAGUAGUCAGCCUUCAGUCCAGAGACCGAAUAGGCACAGGAGGACAAGUUGUGGAUUGCAGUCGGUUAUUCGAUAACGAUUUACCAGAUGGGUGGGAGGAGCGCAGGACUGCCUCGGGAAGGAUCCAGUAUUUGAACCACAUCACACGGACAACGCAGUGGGAGCGACCCACACGGCCAGCAUCCGAGUACUCGAGCCCGGGCCGGCCCCUGAGCUGCUUUGUGGACGAGAACACUCCGCUCCCCGGCACCAACGGCGCGUCCUGCGGGCAGGYGGCGGAUCCGCGGCUGGCUGAGAGGAGAGUCCGCUCCCAGAGGCACAGGAACUACAUGAGCAGGACACACCUGCACACUCCUCCCGACCUGCCUGAGGGAUAUGAGCAAAGGACAACUCAGCAAGGUCAGGUCUACUUUCUGCAUACUCAGACUGGUGUCAGCACGUGGCACGAUCCAAGAGUACCUAGGGAUCUUAGCAACAUCAAUUGUGAAGAGCUUGGUCCACUGCCUCCUGGAUGGGAGAUCCGAAAUACAGCAACAGGCAGGGUUUAUUUUGUUGACCAUAACAACAGRACGACGCAGUUCACGGACCCGCGGCUCUCUGCAAACCUGCACUUGGUCCUAAACAGGCAGAACCAGCUGAAGGACCAGCAGCACCAGCAGCAGCAGCAAGUGGUGUCCCUGUGCCAGCUCCCCGACGAGGCCGAGUGCCUGACGGUGCCGCGCUACAAACGGGACCUGGUGCAGAAACUGAAAAUCCUSCGGCAGGAGCUGUCCCAGCAGCAGCCUCAGGCUGGCCAUUGUCGGAUCGAGGUGUCCAGGGAAGAGAUCUUUGAGGAAUCCUACAGGCAAGUCAUGAAGAUGAGGCCAAAAGACCUGUGGAAACGAUUAAUGAUAAAAUUUCGUGGCGAGGAAGGCCUUGAUUAUGGAGGUGUUGCCAGGGAGUGGCUGUACCUGUUGUCCCAUGAAAUGUUGAAUCCUUACUAUGGGCUCUUCCAAUAUUCCCGAGAUGACAUCUACACCCUGCAAAUCAACCCCGACUCCGCUGUCAACCCGGAACACUUGUCCUAUUUCCACUUUGUGGGCCGGAUCAUGGGCAUGGCUGUGUUCCACGGGCACUACAUUGAUGGUGGCUUCACGUUGCCUUUCUACAAGCAGCUGCUUGGGAAGCCAAUUACUUUGGAUGACAUGGAAUUGGUUGACCCUGACCUCCAUAACAGCUUAGUGUGGAUACUUGAGAACGAUAUCACCGGGGUGCUGGACCACACAUUCUGUGUGGAGCACAAUGCCUACGGGGAGAUCAUUCAGCAYGAGCUGAAACCCAACGGCAAAAGCAUCCCCGUGACAGAGGAGAACAAAAAGGAAUAUGUCAGACUUUACGUGAACUGGCGGUUUUUACGAGGAAUUGAAGCUCAGUUCCUGGCGCUCCAGAAGGGAUUUAAUGAAGUAAUCCCACAACAUCUGCUGAAGACAUUUGAUGAGAAGGAGUUAGAGCUCAUCAUUUGUGGACUGGGAAAAAUUGACGUUAACGACUGGAAGGCAAAUACCAGGUUAAAACACUGUACCCCAGACAGCAACAUCGUGAAAUGGUUCUGGAAAGCUGUGGAGCUCUUCGACGAGGAGAGGAGGGCACGGCUGCUCCAGUUUGUGACUGGCUCCUCCCGGGUGCCUCUGCAGGGCUUCAAGGCAUUGCAAGGUGCUGCAGGCCCACGACUCUUCACAAUACACCAGAUCGAUGCCAGCACUAAUAAUUUGCCGAAAGCUCAUACCUGCUUCAACAGGAUCGACAUUCCCGCGUACGAGAGCUACGAGAAGCUCUACGAGAAGCUGCUCACAGCCAUCGAGGAGACCUGUGGCUUUGCUGUGGAAUGACCCUCCCAGCCUCACCCAGCCUCUAUUUAUACUCCUGUCAGCCAGAAAGCCCUUCCUUCCCUCAGCCAAGACUCAAGAAAUGCUUGAAAUACAGGAAACUUUCCCUUUUCUACACUAGGACACUGGGAGGGAAAGGACAACUUUUGGAUUUUUUUUUUUUUAAAUUUUAAAUUUUUUAAAUUUUUUAUUUCAAGAAAAUAGGUUCUGUGGUUCCUGCCAUAGGAUCAUUCAGCUGCUAUUAAAAACUAAUAUCUUGAACAUACAGAAUGCUGACUUUUCCUACAUUUCAACAGUUAAGCAGUAUUCUAUACUUAAAGACUACUACUAUUUUUGUAAGAGGUAAUCUAUUAUAUUUGCCUACCUGAUUUCUAUUCUCAGAUACCAAGACACAACUUCAGCAGUCGGUACAAGUCAYGUUUCAGCCUGUUUUAAAUGUAUGAUACUGAACAGCAUCUAUACCUGCUAUUUUUGGAAAAAAAUAUUUUGGAUUAUUCUAACUUUGCAUAAAAUUGGCUGAAAGAAUCAUUAAUCUUUUUAAUGAAAGCCACUUACAUGUUAACUGCGUUUUCUUAUAGUAAACCAUUAUAUUCUGCAAUGUAAAUUCCAGGUAAAUGUUGCCACAGGGGCUUUUUUUUUAUAUUUUUCAAGCAGGAAUUCCGAAUAUGACGUUUUGGGGUCCUAUUUAUAUCACUUGUCAGAUUCCUCCAGCAGAAUUUCUAGUGAGUGACACAGACUGUAUUUGGUACAGUCCUUGUGUUUACACGUGGAAUAACCUUUUUUUAAUGAACAGUAGAUGUUUUGAUUUUUUUUUUUUUUUAACAGCAUUUUUCUAACAAGUCUGUCAAGAGUAUUUUUUGUUGCUUUUGACCUUAAAUUGAAACACUGCAUUUUUCAGCUGUUGAAGCACUGAUGGGCUUUGCCAGCAGAAGUCUGUCAGCGGUUUGUUCCAGAACCCAUCCUGUCCAGUCAACCAAAGUUUGUUUGAAUGCAGCCAAAUCAUAUUCUGUAUUUGUUGAUGCUAAAGAUUUAUCAGGUAAAACACGUUGUAAUCUUUGUCCAGCUGCUCAUGACACGUGGGUUUAAGUUACAACUAAGGAAAAAUGGUGUAUUGACUGAAAUAUGUGUAAUGUGCUUUGGAAAUGAGGUUGUAAGAGCACAUAAUUUAUUGAUUGUAGGGAUGGAAGUAAGUAUAUAUAUGAUUUAUAACAUGGGUUGAUCUCUUCAAAGGGGAAUAAAAUGCACUACCAGUAGAGGGAACUGAACUUUGAUGUUAGUUUGGAAAUUCUCAGUUAAGAUCUGUCUGAUCUGCUCGUGGUGUGUGGAUAAAUCAGGCUGCUUAAGAGACRGUGCCAUUCUCCUCUCAGCCAUGAGAAUAUUUGGAAUAAGUAGMAGGUUUUUUCCAAUCAGUGUUGUGUGUUUGUAACUUAGGUUACAAUUAAUCAUCAAAUCUGCACUAUUUUUUCACUGCCAAUGAGAAGAAAGUCAAAGGUAUUGAAAAUGCUAAAGGGAUGGGAUGUAACCAGCUGUUCCAUGUUUGCAGUGUAAGUCACAGUGAACCAGCUCAUUUUCUGUGUGUUCUGUGGAGCUUGAACUCAGUUUUGUUCUGCCAAGUCUGACUGCCACAGUGAGUAAACUACUGCUGGAUGUUGUGUGUUAGAAUAGUGGGCAAGGGACUACUUUUACAGAACUGUGGUAAGAAUCUGGUGAGCCAAAUCCACAUGUUGGUUUGAUUAUUUUUUUUGUACAGCUGCUGCUGGCAGGUUUGUUCCAAGGGACUUUGCUUCCCUUUCUGGGCUGRCUGCAGGCUGAGGCUACUUAGGGAUGUGAACAGGAAGAGACCAGGUUUGAAAUACAUAGAUCCUUUUAUUUUCAUUUCAAGGGACUCUUGCACUCCUGGUGAAGGGCUGCUUCUUUGGCACCCACAUUGGGCUCCCCAGUUGAGGGCUUUCAGAGGAGUUGUCACUGUGCCUGUCUGGUUCUGGGGGAGCAGAGCAGAUUCUUGCCCAGUGUUUCUCACUCCAAGAGCUCCUCAUGGCUGGGAGCACAGCUCCACACCCUCCCCAAACCUCUGCUCAGCCCCUGCAAGUUCUGAUGAUGUGAGUGACUGUUGGAAGGGAUUUCACAGGUUCUUGUGACUGUUCACAGGAGAGGCUCCAGUGCUGUGGAAGUGAAAGAAGUGAUUUCACCCUCCCACCCCCCUCAGGCUGUGGCCGCAGCUUCCCUGGUCAUGGAACAUGGCAAAUAUAAAAUCUGGCUGGUGAAUUUAUUGAAUACAAAGUUAUGGUGUCAUAAAAGCAUCUUUGGGGAGGGAGGAGAUGAGCUCUGCAGAAUAUGGACCCGAGAUCAGCUGAUAAUKACAUUCAUUUUCACAGCAGCCUUAGCAGUACAUGUGUUUUUCUACCAAACAUUUUGGUAUGACAUUGAGAAUUUUUUUUAACUGCCACAGAUAUUGUAAAUUUAAUAUAUUAUAGGCAAAACUAGACAAAUCUGCAUUGAACUUUCCAUAGCUGACAGAUGAGGAUGAAUAUACCAAGUAUUUUGAGUGCCUUUCUACCUUCAUAAAGACUGAGAGCUUUAACUAAAGCACCUCAUCACCCAGUCAGAUGUUUAUCUGAAUAUGGUAAAGGGUUGAUUCCCUUUCCAAAAUUUUGUUUCAAGAACAUGUCAGCUAUUUUCCCCUCAAAAAGGUGCUAAGCCUAAUAUUGCAUUUUAACCUUGGACUUUCACCCCAUGAUUAAUGUGAAUAUUUAUUUCAAUGUGUCCCUCUUACUGGGUUUUACUUUAUCCAGUCUUUAGUUGUUUUAGGGAGAUGUCACAUCAUGGUUUUAUGCUGUUGCUUUUCAUUAUGAAUGUUUAAUUAUGAACAGUGACUUUUGUAGAUUUCAAAUAUACAGUUCACAGUUGAGUUUCAGAGGAUUUAAUUUCUCGGUGUAAAGAGUUUUGUAAUGGUGCUUUGUACAGUAUGUAUUCUAAUUUUUUUUUUUUUUUUUGCACAUAGUUUCAGUUUCCCUAAACUGAUUUAUUUGUACCAAAUUUUUGUGUUGUACUAAAGUCCAGAGCACACAAGCUGUUUUGAAAUUCCUGUCCUACAACACUACAUCUGUCCUGAACUCCUGGUGCGUUUAAAUGCUGCAUUGAUGGAAGUUCAAGCUUUGCUCCUGUCACAGCACCAUCCUCCAGCUUGAUGUAGCAUCUUUUUAAACAGCACCACACAUUACCAGGUGCCAUUUGUUGUACUUUACACUAUGUAGUAGGUUCCUGGCUCUACCACAUCCUCAGAGCUUUGUCUGUAGUUGUAAUUAGUUUAUCCAAGUGUAAUUACUCCUCCACAAACUGACAGUUCUUAGUUUAUCAUUUCCAUUGUAUUUAUUACAGAGUGUUUUAGCGUUGGUAUCAUUGUAUUUUCACUCAGCUGUUACAUGAGCUUUAACAAAAAAAAAAUCUGUAUAAAAUGGUUUUUAAGUACUUAAUGUAUGUACCCAUGCAGAAGUUGAGCAAUAAAUUGUAUGCUGUUUGCACUGUCACAGCAUCAAUGGUUUUAAAAGUUUUAAGUUUUUCUUAAUUAAAUCUUUAAAAUGUAAGAAUGUMAUUUKAAAUAACUGGA
This is a messenger RNA of Malurus melanocephalus (red-backed fairy wren), 6191 nucleotides long. It is a transcript of the gene SMURF2, whose product is annotated as SMAD specific E3 ubiquitin protein ligase 2. The transcript has 19 exons. Lineage: Eukaryota; Metazoa; Chordata; Aves; Passeriformes; Maluridae. Gene Ontology annotation, molecular function: protein binding; ubiquitin protein ligase activity. The coding region runs from base 326 to 2587 and encodes 753 amino acids. Gene Ontology annotation, biological process: ubiquitin-dependent protein catabolic process; negative regulation of BMP signaling pathway. The record is from RefSeq and is a predicted model, not a curated record.